CCGCGGGCGGGAAGCGGCGUGUGACGGCAGCCCGGCCCGGGCCGGGAGCGGGCGGCUGCCCGCUCGGCGCCAUGGCGCUGCCGGUGCUGUCGAGCUCGGGGGUGAAGUUCCGGCGGGUUCUGGCGCACUUCCCUCAGGAGCUCAGCCUGGCCUUCGCUUACGGGUCCGGAGUCUUCCGACAGGCUGGGGCCUCGACCGGGGACGGCGAGAACAAUAUGCUGGACUUCGUGUUUGCUGUUGAUGAUUCAGUGACCUGGCAUAUGAUGAACUUGUUGAAAAACAGGAGUCAUUAUUCCUUCCUAAAAGUUUUUGGGCCAAAACAGAUAAGUAGUGUACAGAGCUAUGGAGCAGGGAUUUACUACAACACUUUGGUGCCAUGUAAUGGUAGGAUGAUUAAAUAUGGUGUAAUUGGCACUGAUACCCUGAUUGAUGAUUUACUUCAUUGGAAAACCCUUUAUGUCGCUGGACGCCUACAGAAACCGGUGAAGAUACUGACACAGAAUGACAAUAGCAAGCUGCAAGCUGCUCUUGUUAGCAAUCUGAAGAGUGCAGUCACAGCAGCCUUUCUCAUGUUACCAGAGAGUUUCUCUGAAGAAGACCUCUAUAUGCAGAUUGCAGGACUCUCCUAUUCUGGUGACUUCAGAAUGGUAAUAGGAGAAGACAGAUUGAAAGUGCAGAACAUAGUGAAACCUAAUGUUGCCCACUUUCAGAAGCUGUACAGUAACAUAUUACAGGACUGCCCUCAAGUGGUAUAUAAGCACCAUCUGGGAAGGUUAGAGAUUGAUAAAAGUCCAGAAGGUCAAUUUACACAGCUAAUGGCUUUGCCAAGGACUCUGCAACAGAAGAUAACUUCUCUGGUAGACCCUCCUGGAAAAAACAGGGAUGUGGAAGAAAUUUUACUGCAAGUUGCACAUGACCCUGACUGUGGAUUUGUGGUGCAUCAAGGCAUUUCAGGAAUUGUGAGAUCUUCCAGUAUAGUGCAAAGUGCUAAAACCAUACUAACAGCUGACUCGGAGGAGAGGUGCUUAUUUGAAGACAUCAUGUGUUCCAGACUGAGCCUGUACUUGGGGCCAAGAAAUCUGUAACUUACAGUAUGAAGAAAUUAUAUAAAAUGACAAAGGGAUGGUUGAGGAAGACACCUUGACAUACUGUGUAUGGGUAAAUAAAUGGUACAUUUUCUCUAAAUGUGUUGCAGAUGUUGCUUUGUCUUCUUGAGAAGAUUAAAGUGCAUUUAAGAACUCUGCUCUAAUUUAUGUGCCCAAUUUUCCUACUCAAACAAGAACUUUUGUUACUGUGGAACAGUUUGGUUGUAACAGGGCAAAGGAAUUACACUCUGUAUAUGUGGAAGUGAACCUUCCUGUGUGCUAUAGCUUGGGUUUUCAGAAACACUGAGCAAAAUGACUAAUUGUAUAUAUGAACUGUAACCCCAAAUCACUCAUUUUCUAUGUAUUGCUAGCUUUAUUUUCCAAAAUACCCUCAGGCUCUUUCAAAAUAGUCACUGUCCCAGUUUUAGUUCUCUCAGGGGUUUAAAGUACUGGAGAGUCCACUGAGUUUUAAGUAGAUAUGAAUCUGGCCUCUCAAAAUACAUUAUUUCUGCACUUACAAGCUCAGGAUGCUCACUGGGUGCUUCUGCAGGGUAGGCCUCAUGAAAGGACCUUUUUUCCUCAGAUUCUAAAUCCAAAACUUUGACAAUUGACUUUCAGUGUGGGAAAGAGUGUUUUAAAUGCAAAGCUUAUCAGGCAUCAGAUCCUUUCGUAGAGAAUUGUGUGUUCCUUUCAUGAAACUGAGGUGACGGCUGCCCAACUGAUGACUAAGCAUUGUCAGAAGUGUCACAGUUGGAAGGACAGUCAUACUUCUGUUGACCUUCAGGACCUGCUCAUGCAGAUUUAUGAAACGUGGUGUUUGGCAGAAGAUUAUUGGAUUCUUUGAUUAUAAUGUUGUUUUCCUCAAAAUAUUGUCUACAAAGAAAAAACGUGUUAUCCUGAACUGAAUUAGCUAAACUAAAGAGAAGUGGACUUUUACUUAGCAUGUGACAUUAAUCAUGCCGUUAAAUAAUGGACAUUUGUGGCAAUAUUCAUGUGGGAUGCAAUAAAUAUGGAGCAUUUGUUGUAAAUAGAACAUUUAUUGCACUGAGUCAGGUAGGUUUGCUAAUUUUGGGUGUUUUUUCUUAAUGGAAAUAAAUCCAGAGAACACAUCAUUUUAUUGUCAGAUGGUCAAGGAUAAAAAUAAUUCA
This is a messenger RNA of Colius striatus (speckled mousebird), 2233 nucleotides long. RefSeq names its product TAM41 mitochondrial translocator assembly and maintenance homolog (gene TAMM41). The coding region runs from base 72 to 1085 and encodes 337 amino acids. NCBI's taxonomy places the organism in Eukaryota, Metazoa, Chordata, Aves, Coliiformes, Coliidae. Gene Ontology annotation, molecular function: phosphatidate cytidylyltransferase activity. The transcript is spliced from 9 exons. The record is from RefSeq and is a predicted model, not a curated record. Gene Ontology annotation, biological process: cardiolipin biosynthetic process; CDP-diacylglycerol biosynthetic process. Gene Ontology annotation, cellular component: mitochondrion.